Messenger RNA from Fusarium poae, 1221 nucleotides. RefSeq lists its product as uncharacterized. The transcript is spliced from 2 exons. NCBI's taxonomy places the organism in Eukaryota, Fungi, Ascomycota, Sordariomycetes, Hypocreales, Nectriaceae. The record is from RefSeq and is a predicted model, not a curated record. The coding region runs from base 1 to 1221 and encodes 406 amino acids.
AUGUCGAUCGACAACAACAGCUUCAUUCUUCGCUUGUCUAACGAAAUCUUGCGGGUCUGUUUCGAACACGUUGCCCAGCUUGAUCGCCAAUCAGGUUGCGAUGACUACAACAGACGGUAUGGAUCGGAGAAGGAACGUGUCCAUCUAGGUUCCUAUGAUCAAGAGCAAAUAAAUGCCCAACCCAAAGGACUAUGGUCGCUCGCUCUCACAUGCCGACGUUUCAACAGUCUUGCAAUGCCCAUCUUGUACACGACCGUUCACCUCAAUGCGCGUCAUUAUUUCUUCAGGACUAUCGACGACAAGCAAUCGCUCCUGUCUUGCAUCAUAGAUUUGAAGGUCAAGUGCAACGGCCAACGCAUGAAUGGUGAGGUGAUCAAGACUUUGGUCACGCUGCCUAAUCUCAAACGUCUGGACCUUGAUGGGGUAAAUAUUGACCCCGGAGAGGUGGAUUUGGGCCCAUCGCCUGAACAAGUUGGAACGUCAAGCCUUGUUGAGAUAAGCUUCUGGAACCUCCGCGCUAACCCAGAAGCUAUCAAACGAUUGCUAGAAUGGCCACGAAACCUCUACACCUUCAACCUCGACCAUAUGACAUGUGAUAACUCCAACUCGACAGAAGAACCCAAUGCUGCAUAUAGUUGGGAUUACGCAAAUCUCGCAGAUAUACUUCAAUCCCAGCGCCAAUCUCUACGUGUUUUGAAACUGGGGUGGUUAGAAGACAACGUCAAUCAAAGCGCAUUUUCAACAAGUGAUUAUCCCCAACUACACACCUUGACCUUAUGCGUCAACCACAAGUCAUUGGUCUCGGCCGUCUCUGGUAGUCACAGUCUUAAAACCUUGAUCCUGGAUCUUCACUCCAGAGAUGCGACGCGAGGCAUCUACAGCAAUAUCGAUAUAUUUCCGGUGGGACUUAUUGUAGCGGCGGUAGCACGUGUGCAGGGUCCCAAGUUGAUUUCUGAACCAAGUAUGUUUAAACUAGAGAGGAUCGGUUUUCGGGCUUUUAGUGAUGACUCGGUCUCACCUGAUCAGGAGCGAAAAUGCAUAUUCGGUGAUUAUACACGCAAGGCUCUUCUCAUUGGUAACUUGCUAUUGGUGCAAACAUUUGAUUUUCAGGAGUUUUGGGUUGGACCGAGUGGUGCUGAGUACACAUUGGACGAGGUUCGAAACUAUUGCAACUGCGAUAAAUGCAUUGAUUGGAAACUGGACUUUCCCGGUUGGUCCUAG